AUGUCUCGAGAAUCAUCUCCUGAGUAUGAAGAGUUUGAUGAAACUUAUAUAGAAACUCCACAGCGAGCACUGAAUAGUCCUAAAAAGAAUAAAUCCACGAAUUUUUUAUCGUUUCGAACCGUGAGAAGUAGUCCACUACGACAGCCACCAAUUGAAAGAAAACAUGGCAUUUCAUUAGAUGAAGAGAGCAUUAUACAGUCAAAUAAAUCAAACCCUAUUUCUGAUCUACCCGCUAUAUCUAAUGCACCCAGUUCGCCGCCAGCAAGUAUUAGAUUUAAUAAAACUAUGAAACAGACAAGAUCUUUUGAAGAUACACCUAAGAAGGAGUCAAAUACAACAGCGGACCUCAAUCAGCAGUUUUCUAGACAUUCUAAGGGUCUUAAUUUUAGUGAUUUUGGCUUUUCUAGGUCGAGUAAGUUUAGUACUUCCCAAUCUCGCAGGCCAAGCUUACGAGAACUUUCAGAAAAGAGCAUUGUACGUCCCCAAGUAUCGCGUGAUGUUGAUACGUACAGCCAUAGCGUUUUAGAAAAAGUGAAUUCAACGUUGGAAGAGCUUCACAAUUACGAUGGGAAAUGGGGACCCAAUUGUAUUGAAAAUGACGAAAAAAUUGAAUCAACAAAAACAGAUCCUGUGACUGUGACCAACAAAUACACUGGAAACAGUGACUUGAGAGGACACGAAGUUUUGGAUAAUUCUACUCCAAUUAAACCAAAUUCCAGAGAAGGCGCCGUUCAGUCCCAAACCAAAUCGGGUUUAUUGCAAUCAGCAUGGUGGUCAUCUGCUAAGUGGGGUAAAUUAAGAAAAAUCGUGAAACUGAAGCUGAUAAGUAGAGAGGAGGCAAUAAACAGCACAUUAUUGAUGAGCGAACUAGAAUGCACAAACAAGAUGGAGCUUCGCAAAAGAUACGACUUUUUGGCGAAAUAUAUAAAUAGAAACCCAAAGAGUAACACUACAAGGGGGAAAGGUAGAGUAUCCAAAACUCAUUAG
Candida dubliniensis CD36 is the source of this 987-nucleotide messenger RNA. RefSeq lists its product as uncharacterized. NCBI's taxonomy places the organism in Eukaryota, Fungi, Ascomycota, Pichiomycetes, Serinales, Debaryomycetaceae. The record is from RefSeq and is a predicted model, not a curated record. The transcript has a single exon. The coding region runs from base 1 to 987 and encodes 328 amino acids.